This is a messenger RNA of Apodemus sylvaticus (European woodmouse), 2998 nucleotides long. It is a transcript of the gene Foxo6, whose product is annotated as forkhead box O6. Lineage: Eukaryota; Metazoa; Chordata; Mammalia; Rodentia; Muridae. The coding region runs from base 489 to 2165 and encodes 558 amino acids. The transcript has 2 exons. Gene Ontology annotation, cellular component: nucleus. Gene Ontology annotation, molecular function: RNA polymerase II cis-regulatory region sequence-specific DNA binding; DNA-binding transcription factor activity, RNA polymerase II-specific. The record is from RefSeq and is a predicted model, not a curated record. Gene Ontology annotation, biological process: regulation of transcription by RNA polymerase II.
CUGAGCGCGGCAGGCGCGGGAGCUGGCGCUGGAGCCGGAGCGGCGGCGGCGGCGGCGGCGGCAUUCACCGGGCGGCGGCGGCGCGGGCUCUGGCACGGGCUCGGGCUCCGGCAUGGUGCAAGCCAGUCUCGUCCCGGGAGAGCGGGGCCCGCGCGCGGGACCGGCGCCCGCGGAGUGGCGGCAGCGGCGGUGGCGGUGGUGGCUGCGGGCACAGACAGGCGGCAGGUGCUAGAAGCCGGGCUGGGCGAGGUGUGUGCCCGCUGGGCUCCGGAGCCGCCGCCCCCUCAUUGCCUAGGUCUUUGCCUCCCUCCGUGCUCGCCAGUUCGUCCAGCCCCCUGCCUCCGCGCCCCGGCCCAUGGCGCCCCGCGGUUGAGCCGGCGCCGCCAGGGACCCCUCCCGCGGGCCUCCCCGGGGCGCGCAGAUCCCAGAGCCGCGCGCCCACCCUCCGCGGAGCCUCCCUCCCUGCCUCGCCCGAGCCGGGCGGGACCAUGGCUGCGAAGCUGCGAGCGCAUCAGGUGGACGUGGACCCGGACUUCGCGCCGCAGAGCCGGCCGCGCUCGUGUACCUGGCCUCUGCCGCAGCCGGACUUGGCCGGCGACGAGGACGGGGCGCUGGGCGCAGGAGUAGCCGAAGGCUCCGAGGACUGCGGGCCGGAACGCAGGGCGACGGCCCCAGCGAUGGCCCCAGCGCCGCCGCUGGGCGCGGAGGUCGGACCCUUGCGGAAAGCGAAGAGCUCCCGACGGAACGCGUGGGGGAACCUUUCCUACGCCGACCUCAUCACCAAAGCCAUCGAGAGCGCCCCGGACAAGAGACUCACGCUCUCGCAGAUCUACGACUGGAUGGUCCGCUACGUGCCCUACUUCAAGGAUAAAGGCGACAGCAACAGCUCGGCCGGCUGGAAGAACUCCAUCCGGCACAACCUGUCGCUGCACACCAGGUUCAUCCGCGUGCAGAACGAGGGCACUGGCAAGAGUUCAUGGUGGAUGCUGAACCCCGAGGGCGGAAAGACGGGCAAGACCCCGCGGCGCCGGGCUGUGUCCAUGGACAAUGGGGCCAAGUUCCUGCGCAUCAAGGGCAAGGCGAGCAAGAAGAAGCAGCUGCACCUGCCGGAGCGGAGCCCCGACGACAGCCCUCCAGGCGCACCGGUUCCAGGGCCCCUGUCGGCCUCCGCCAAGUGGGCCACCAGCCCGGCGUCCCAUGCCAGCGACGACUACGAGGCGUGGGCUGACUUCCGCGGUAGCGGGAGACCCCUGCUAGGGGAGGCGGCCGAGCUGGAGGACGACGAGGCCCUGGAGGCCCUGGCACCGUCCUCGCCACUCAUGUACCCAAGCCCUGCGAGCGCGCUGUCGCCCGCCCUGGGCGCGCGCUGCCCCGGCGAGCUGCCGCGUCUGGCCGAGCUGGGAGGUCCGCUGGGCCUGCACGGUGGUGGCGUGGCCGGGCUGCCGGACGCCCUGCUGGACGGCGCGCAGGACGCGUACGGGCCGCGGGCACGCGCCGGGACCCCCUACUUCGGCGGCUGCAAGGCGAGCGCCUACGGCGGGGGCGGGGGCUUCGGGCCGCCGGCUCUGGGCUCGCUGCGCCGCCUGCCCAUGCAGACCAUCCAGGAGAACAAGCAGGCCAGCUUCGUGCCGGCCGCCGCGCCCUUCCGCCCCGGGGCGCUGCCCGCGCUGCUGCCUCCGCCGCCGCCCGCGCCGAGGCCCGGCCCGCUGCUGGGCGCGCCCGGGGAGCUGGCGCUGGCGGGCGCGGGCGCCGCUUACCCCGGCAAGGGAGCGGCCCCGUACGCGCCGCCGGCGCCCUCGCGCAGUGCCUUAGCCCACCCCAUCAGCCUUAUGACGCUGCCCGGCGAGGCGGGCGCCGCCGGCCUGGCCCCGCCAGCCCAUGCCGCAGCCUUCGGGGGUCCGCCUGGCGGCCUCCUGCUGGACGCGCUGCCCGGGCCCUACGCGGCCGCAGCAGCUGGGCCUCUGGGUGCAGGGCCAGACCGCUUCCCGGCGGAUCUGGACCUCGACAUGUUCAGCGGGAGCCUCGAGUGUGACGUCGAGUCCAUCAUCCUCAACGACUUCAUGGACAGCGACGAAAUGGACUUCAACUUCGACUCAGCCCUGCCUCCGCCGCCCCCGGGCCUGGCUGGGGCACCGCCCCCUAACCAGAGCUGGGUGCCGGGCUGAGGGCCGCUCUGUGCAGCCUGGGUGCCCCGGUCCCGUCCCCAUGGGGCCUCUGUCUUCCCAUCCCGAUCCCCGGGUCCCCACUCCCCCGACCCAGCUCCAAGGGAGGAUCCAGGAGGCAACCCCAGCCCAGCUGGAGACAUCCCUCCGAGCUGAGCACAGAGGGAGGUGGGAAGGAGCAGCUGGGACACCUUGCUAUUUCUCUGUCUGAACUCCUAGGACCUCCUGCUUAGGGCUGGAGGCCUGGGAGAGAUGGUUGAGGUCCAUCUAGAUGGGAGUGGGGAAGAGCGAGGCGGAUGGCCCACUGUGGGUGCUGACCCUGGAAGCCCCCUAGGAGGUGGGGCAGGGGCGUUUCUGAAUCUUCAGUUCCUAAUGCUGGGGCCCUUUGUGACGCUUAGGUCAUCCAACUCCAAUCUGAUUCUCAAAUGACACUUUCCCUCACUGGCCAUAGCCCCACCACACGAAGCCAGCAACCCUCCUCGUUCACACCUAUCUUGGUCAUCCAUUCCGCUCAGUCCUCUGGUCCUCAGCUACCCUCUGGUUCAGUCUCCCAUCUUAACCAGUCCUGGCACCUCCCCUCUCCUGUUGGUCAACCCCAUACUCCUUCAGUACUGGCCACAGCCUCUCCAGCGGGCCUCAGUUCCAGAUCCAUCCCCCAAUUCGACACCCCCCAGUCCUGGCCCCUCUCUCCCAUAUUUAUAAGUGUCCGGUCGGGGCGGGCGGUGGGCGCGGCCUCCCCGGCGCGUAUCGUAGGCAGUGUACUGUGGCCGUGCCGUCAGCGUGUGCGUGUGCGUGUGUGCCGUGUUGAGGCCCUGUAGAGUGCAUUGUACAGCAUA